Molecule: messenger RNA, 609 nt
Organism: Heterobilharzia americana
Lineage: Eukaryota; Metazoa; Platyhelminthes; Trematoda; Strigeidida; Schistosomatidae
Source: the annotation of a GenBank genome assembly
AUGAAGAAAAAUGCUGAUGUCUUUGUCAUUUUAUUUAGUGCAGUUGGAAUGUGGCUCUCAUCGUUUCCGAAGUGUUCACAGUCAGUUAGGGUUACUAAAGACAGCUCAUCCUUCGAUGCUCUCUUUAGCUCUGAGUCAAAUGUAUAUGAUUUUGCAAAUGGCUCUUAUGGAGUUGACAUUGCACCGUCUAGUUCUUUGACUGGGGUACUCGUGUAUGCUAAUUGGGAUGCUGAUUCAAAUAACGUAAAAUCAACUUUUGAAGCAGUCCGAAACAUUGUACCACAUAAUAUCUUCGCAGUUAAUUGUGGCUUAUCGUCAUCAAUGUGUGCACGAACCCGGAGAGUACGGUCUUUCCCUCAACUGAACGUUCAUACUUCUCCAACAGUCACGUUUCAAUAUUCGGGCCCAUUUACCGUCAGACAUUUAUUAAAGUUAUUUCAUCUUACUAGCACCCCGCUCAAAGCUGUCAACAAGCUGAGUGAUUUACUUUUCCUGUUACUGAAUCACAAGGAAACUUCAACUUACACAGCCCUCAGGACAUGUCUGACUUUAGCCACUUCUAUCAAACGUCAGCCUCAACCAGCGAUAACGAAACACCACUUCAAAUGA